AUGGAGAUGAUGAGAAAAUUGAUUUCCUGCAGAUUCCUCAUUGUUCUUAGUUGCUUAGUCAAUUGGUAUGCAUGUGAUCGAAUUAUUGUGCGGAAGAGACCUCAAGGAAAUGGCAAUUACAGUGAUAUUUUAGUGACAAAGCACAACUAUUACAGCUAUUUGACGAAUAUUCCUUCAAAACUACCGCCGAGGAAUCAAACAACAACUCAAACAUCUGCGUGGGAAUUGAUUUCUGUUAAUGAAAAUGAUGCAAAUGUGGACAAGAAGAAUGAACAAAAAAUUAAUCAAGGAUCCUUCAAAGUUCCUCAAGGAAAUGCAUCAACAGUCUCAACGGACAUUUAUUCCUUCAACUGUACCCUCUUGACGAAACCAACAACCAAACUCAUCCCACUAUUGAGGAAAAACACGACUUUUUCAUUCAAAUUCACCCCAAAUCCAAUAAGAUCACCAACAAGAUCACCUUCACACCCAACAGCAAGUUCAGUGCAACACAUAAGACGUCCAACGAGAUCUUCAAAGAAGAAAGUAAUUUAUGUGAAUCCACCGAUAAUUUCGGCUGUUGAAUCCGUUCUAAAUGGUGCAUACGACAUGGUAGAGAAUGCCCUAACAACCAAGGAGAAAGUUAGGCUAACAACAUCCUCGCCAAAUGUGCGGAAACGCACAAAAAAAUCCCCAAAUGCGAGUAAAUUGAUAACAACGCAAGUUCACGUAACAAGUGAAUAUGAGCCAAUUACCCAAAUGUCCAUUUUAACAUCCAGCCAGAGGUCAGAGAGUGAUGAAUCAGGGAGUUCAGAGGAGUACUACGAAGAAGAUCUCUUGUACUACGAUGGUGAUGAUGAUGGUGAUGAGAGUUCAAGUGAUGAUGAUGAUUCCAGUGCAGAUGAGGAUUCAAUUGAAAGUCCUCCUGUUAGAGCUAAACCAACAGUUCUGAGACCACCUAAAGACCAUAAUUUGCAGCCAAAACCUUGGAUCCCACCUACGAACCAAGAAGACAUCAAUUCAGCUAAACCAAUCAAUGCUCAGGAGAAUAUUCUCAAAAGGAAACGUCGUCGUCCUGCAGCUCCUUCAUCUUCCUCAGAGGAUAGCUAUGAAGACUACGAUGAUCAGGAAGAUGAAGAGGAUGAAUUCAGUCUAGAGGACACUUUCAAAUACGGCAGUCCAGUAAAGGAGAACGUCUUUGACUACUUUGGCAACGUUAUGUCGCGUUUUGGAAAAUUCAUUACAAGCCUCAUGGGAUUGGGUGGUGGUGGUAAAAGGAAGAAACAGCAUAACCAGCAGGAUAAUCAAGUGAUCAGCACGUACAGCACAACACCCAAAAAUCGUCAACCUAAGAGACCUACUCACAGCUUCUACGACUUCCACGAUCAUUCAGAACUUCUUCAGGAUCAACUGGGCAAUGAUGUGGAGCACAAGGAAGCAAAUGAUCAGGGUGUGCAUGAGAAAGGAAUGUGGUCAGGCCUAGGAACGUGGUUUGCUGGGGAUAAUACGGAAACUACAACAAUCCCGAAUGAGAUGACGGAAGAUAAAUCCUGGUUCUUCAAUAUUUUCUCAUCUCCAACAAUUUCAACAACAACUACAACGGAAAAACCCGAGACCACGUCUCUGAAUCCUCUGGAUCCAGGAAAUUUUAUUGCUCUCCUGGCACAACAUCUUGUAACCACGGAGAAGCCAGAUGAGCAGAAACCUGAGAGUCUUGGGGGUCAGAUUGCACAGAAAAAGGUAGAUUACAGCAAUUAUCAGUUGUGGCGUCUAAGGCCAUCUAAUGCUUGGCAAGUUCGCUUCCUAUCGACGCUGAGAUCAUCUGUGGAUUGUGAAAAGUGUCAAUGGUGGAAAGGUCCAAGUCUCCGGGGUCCUACAGAUUUGGCAAUCCCACCGGAAUCUCUGGCCUUCAUUGAGGAGACGCUCCAAAGUCAGGGAAUCGUGUACGAGGCUGUAAUUUCGGAUCUACAGAAAGCCAUCACUUACUCGAAUCCCAAAAUGACACGGAGGGAGCACUAUGAGAUUGAGAUGGAGCAGGGGCAUCCGGUUACCUUCUACAGGUACCACAGAUUUGAUGAUAUUGUUAAAUUCCUUGAAUUUCUCCAACGGAAGUAUCCUGAUCAUGUUGAAUUGAGCCACUUUGGACGAUCCUUUGAGGGCCUACCCCUCAUCAUGGUGAAGAUCUUCUCUCAAGCUAACGGUACGAUGGAGCUGCGGUACGGUAGAGGCCCACGGAAGCGUCCGACGGAGCGGAAAUUCCUCAAGCCUGUUGUGAUGAUUGAGGCAGGAAGUCACGGGAGGGAAUGGAUUGCACCAGCUGUUACAAUGUGGAUUCUCAACACUCUGGCAAUGGGGAUUGGUCGGAAUGAUUCUCAGAGUGAGAUCUACAGAUCCGUUGAUUGGCUGGUGGUGCCUGUCCUCAAUCCCGAUGGCUACGAAUACACCCACACCCAUGAUAGGCUAUGGCGGAAGACACGAUCACGUGCACGUCCCAAGAAGAUGGGCUUCCUCAACUCACUGCCCUUCUGGACGUGGUUUCAAGGAGACUCCACGGAAGAAGAGCUCAACUGCACAGGAGUGGACUUGAAUAGAAAUUGGAGCUAUGAAUGGACACCCAAGGGGAUAACAAGCAAGCCCUGUGGGGAUCUCUAUAGUGGCUCAAAGGCACUCUCAGAGCCAGAAAGUGCAGCCCUUCAUCAAUUUGCAAUGAAGCACAAAAAGAGGAUCACGGUGUUCAUCUCCCUGCAUUCCUACGGUCAGAUGAUCAGUGUACCGAAGGAGCUGCAUGGCAGGAAUGAUGAUCUCAUUGAUAUGGCGCAUGUAGCAGCUCAGGCGCUCAAUGGGCACAGCAGCCUCAACAGGUACCUCGUUGAUGAUGCCAAUGAGAUGCUCUUUCCACGACCUGGUGCUGUGGAUUCGUUCAUGCUGAACACCAUUGGAGUUCCCUACAGCUACACAUUGGAACUCAGGGAUACAGGAACACAUGGCUUCCUUCUGCCUCCGUCCUACAUUGAAGCCACAGCAAGGGAUGCAUUCGAUGUUAUAAAAGCCAUAGUAGAUAAUUUAUGA
Lutzomyia longipalpis is the source of this 3048-nucleotide messenger RNA. RefSeq lists its product as uncharacterized. Lineage: Eukaryota; Metazoa; Arthropoda; Insecta; Diptera; Psychodidae. Bases 1 to 3048 code for a protein of 1015 amino acids. Gene Ontology annotation, molecular function: metallocarboxypeptidase activity; zinc ion binding. The record is from RefSeq and is a predicted model, not a curated record. The transcript is spliced from 2 exons. Gene Ontology annotation, biological process: proteolysis.